Acinonyx jubatus (cheetah) is the source of this 3208-nucleotide messenger RNA. It is a transcript of the gene SGSM3, whose product is annotated as small G protein signaling modulator 3. The record is from RefSeq and is a predicted model, not a curated record. Bases 462 to 2717 code for a protein of 751 amino acids. The transcript has 23 exons. Gene Ontology annotation, molecular function: protein binding. Lineage: Eukaryota; Metazoa; Chordata; Mammalia; Carnivora; Felidae.
CUCGGCCCAGUGCGCGUGCGCGGUGGCGCGGCCGAGCGCUGACUGGGUCCCAGCUGCAGAGCCGCGGAGACGCGAGCCUGACCCGCGUUGGCACUGAGGUGGCGGCGACUGGCGGCGGCUGGACAGCUGGACAUCCCGCGCCGCGCAGGUUUUUCUUUUGCCAACCCUGGGUACUUUCCUCACACACAUGCUGUGACCAGUAUUCAGAUGAAGAUUGGGAACACCCUCUGCAGAUUUCUGGAGUUCUUUGCGAGUUCUGUGCAAGCCUCCCUUCUCCAUGUCUUUGCUCUCCUUUGGCCUCCUCUAGCUCUCCACUCUGUGUCCUGGGCCAGCCGGCAAACUAUCCAGGGCAAAUGUUUCUGGACCAGAUGAAGCCUGAGGAGCCUUCCAGCUGUAUGAUAAUAGGCUAGGAAGCCUUCUGAGUGUGGAUUUGCUGAAGACUUGCCCUGCCUCUCUGCACAAUGUCAGGAAGCCACACACCUUCUGCCAGUGGCCCCUUCUCAGCCCUGACUCCAAGCAUGUGGCCCCAGGAGAUCUUGGCCAAGUCCACGCAGAAGGAAGAGUCAGUGGAGCAACCAGAGUUCUUCUAUGAUGAGUUCGGUUUCCGCGUGGACAAGGAAGACGGUGCCAACCCCGGUUCCGGCAGGCCGUCAGGUGUGUCUCUGAUGGAGGACCCUCCACAGAGACUGCGCUGGCAGGCCCACCUGGAGUUCACCCAUAACCAUGACGUGGGGGAUCUCACGUGGGACAAGAUUGCUGUCUCUCUGCCCCGCUCUGAGAAGCUUCGCUCCUUGGUGCUGGCGGGCAUCCCACACAGCAUGAGGCCACAGCUGUGGAUGCGGCUUUCUGGAGCCCUGCAGAAGAAGAGGAAUUCUGAGCUGUCCUACCGAGAGAUGGUGAAGAACAGCUCCAACGAUGAGACCAUUGCUGCCAAACAGAUCGAGAAGGACCUGCUCCGCACCAUGCCCAGCAACGUGUGCUUCGCCAGCGUGAGCAGCAUCGGGGUGCCCCGCCUGCGCAGGGUUCUCCGGGCACUGGCCUGGCUCUACCCAGAGAUCGGCUACUGCCAGGGCACGGGCAUGGUGGCUGCCUGCCUUCUGCUGUUCCUGGAGGAGGAGGACGCUUUCUGGAUGAUGUGCGCCAUCAUCGAGGACUUGCUCCCCGCCUCCUACUUCAGCACCACCCUGCUGGGAGUCCAGACAGACCAGCGGGUCCUGCGCCACCUCAUCGUCCAGUACCUGCCUCGCUUGGACAAGUUGCUCCAGGAGCACGACAUCGAGCUGUCUCUGAUCACGCUGCACUGGUUCCUCACGGCCUUCGCCAGCGUGGUGCACAUCAAGCUGCUGCUGCGCCUCUGGGACCUGUUUUUCUACGAGGGCUCCCUGGUGCUGUUCCAGACCACGCUGGGCAUGCUGCGGCUCAAGGAGGAGGAGCUGAUCCAGUCCGAGAACUCGGCCUCCAUCUUCAACACGCUGUCAGACAUCCCUUCGCAGAUUGAGGACGCGGAGCUGCUGCUGGGGGAGGCCAUGCGGCUGGCUGGCUCCCUCACGGACGUGGCCGUGGAGACGCAGCGCCGCAAGCACCUGGCCUACCUCAUUGCGGACCAGGGCCAACUCCUAGGGACCAGUGCCACCACCAACCUGUCACAGGUCGUGCGGCGCCGGACCCAGCGGAGGAAGUCUGGCAUCACCUCCCUGCUCUUUGGGGAGGAUGACCUAGAGGCGCUCAAGGCCAAGAACAUCAAGCAGACGGAACUGGUAGCCGACCUCCGGGAAGCCAUCCUGCGUGUUGCCCGCCAUUUCCAGUGCACAGACCCCAAAAACUGUAGUGUGGAGCUUAGCCCAGACUACAGCAUGGAGAGCCACCAGCGGGACCACGAGAACUAUGUGGCAUGCUCACGCAGCCACCGGCGCCGAGCCAAGGCCCUGCUGGACUUCGAGCGACAUGACGACGAUGAGCUGGGCUUCCGCAAGAACGACAUCAUCACGAUCAUAUCUCAGAAGGAUGAGCACUGCUGGGUCGGGGAGCUGAACGGCCUGAGAGGCUGGUUUCCAGCCAAGUUUGUGGAAGUCCUGGAUGAACGGAGCAAAGAGUACUCCAUCGCGGGGGAUGAUGCUGUGACAGAGGGGGUCACGGACUUGGUUCGAGGGACCCUCUGCCCAGCUCUCAAGGCCCUGUUUGAACAUGGGCUGAAGAAGCCAUCCCUGCUGGGAGGUGCCUGCCACCCUUGGCUGUUCAUCGAGGAGGCAGCAGGCCGGGAGGUGGAGAGAGACUUUGACUCGGUGUAUUCACGCCUGGUGCUGUGUAAGACGUACAGGUUGGAUGAAGAUGGCAAAGUCUUGACCCCGGAGGAGCUGCUCUACCGGGCUGUGCAGUCUGUGAACGUGACCCAUGACGCUGCACACGCACAGAUGGAUGUCAAGCUCCGUUCCCUCAUCUGCGUGGGACUCAACGAGCAGGUCUUGCACCUGUGGCUGGAGGUGCUCUGCUCCAGCCUGCCUACCGUGGAGAAGUGGUACCAGCCCUGGUCUUUCCUGCGCAGCCCUGGCUGGGUCCAGAUCAAAUGUGAGCUCCGCGUUCUCUGCUGCUUCGCCUUCAGCCUCUCGCAGGACUGGGAACUUCCUGUGAAGAGAGAGGAGGAGAAGAAGCCACUGAAGGAGGGUGUUCAGGACAUGCUGGUGAAGCACCACCUCUUCAGCUGGGACAUAGACGGGUGAUGCUCCUCCUCCGGUGGCCGUCAAGCCCACACCUCCCCCAGGCACCCGGCUCCCGAGCAGCCCCCUCCUCAAGCAAGCGGAGAACAGCACGGUCCUGGCCGGUCUUGGGGCUGCUCUGGGAUGGGGUCUGAGGUGGCCCAGGCCCAUUCUCAGCUGCGGGGUCAAGGGAAAGACGCACCGGAGCUCUGGCCAGGCACCACGACACAGCGGGACGCCACCUGGGGGCACCCAGGAGUGUCACGGGAGGACAGUGGGAGGCAGGAGCAGAAGGUGGGGCUCAGCCUAUUUUUCCCGGUACCCAGGGGAGGGCUCUGCACAGGCAUUUACAGAGACCCCAGGCCCCCAUUUCACAGUUUGUACCGACCAAAAACCUUGUGAGGAGGUGGAGAGCCAGGUCUGUUGUGUCAGUUUUUGCUCAGGAAGGGGAUGGGGGUGGCCAGAGGCUCCCUGGCCUCUUUGGUUUGUAAAUAAAGUGUGUCUUUGAGAAAUCA